CUGCUCGAUUCUGCCUCCCAGUGUCACUCGAGUCUCGUCUCAGUCACUGGCAUCUCGUGGUUCGCCUGUCUCGUCGCCGGCGGCAGAAGCAACUCGUGGGGUUGUCUCUUGCUUCGUCGCCUUCCGUGGUGUGGUCGCUGACUCGCCGUCGACCGUUGACCGGUUGGACCAAUAAACCAGUAAACCAGUAAAUAGUGCAGUUUGAUGACCGAUCUGGUUUUCAGAACCUUGAUUUGUAGUUACUGGUCGUUGAAUUUGUUGCUCUGUUGCUGAAAUAAUAACUUCCUCAAUUUUUUUGUUGCUGUAUACCUGUAUUGAUUGAUUUGAUUCUUACAUAGAUUUGGUAUAAUUAGUUGAAUUUAGUUUUUAAUUAGGCUUCAAUUACCUUGUUGACAAUGGAUACAGUAUGUUUUCGCACUUUCUUUGCUUUGUGUUUGUGUUGCUAUGCGUCAUACAGAGAUUAUUAUUUCAGAUUCUUGUUAUUGAUUUUGGAUUUGAUGAUGAUUAUAAGAUAUGAGAUGUGUGAUCUUGUUGCUUUCGAUUGUUGUCACUGUGAAUGAAAUGAAUAUUUUGUUAGACUAACGAUAGGGUUUAAAGAGAUUCUUCCUUUAAUUAUUUGGGUUGACAAAGUGGCCCAACGUCCCAAGGGUCCAAGAGAACAAAAAAGAGGAAUAAAAAAAAAACAUCACCCCUUCCUUAGGCUGGAGCAAGGAACAGCAACACCCGCCGUGUCACGGAUCAGGUUACUGGAGGCAAAUGGCGUACUGGAAUGCCCGGCGCAUCCUAGCAUCUACGCUCUCACGAGCUCUCUCUUCGUCUUCCUCUGCACCUGCAACCAUUUCUCGACCUCGUUCUCGCUUGCCUUUUGCUCUGUGUGCCGCCAAACAAACCCUACCGGUUCCUGAUUGUGCGAGGCUCCACCGGGUUCGGACCAAAUCGUCGGGUUCGGGUUACUCGCCGCUGAACGAUCCCUCUCCCAAUUGGAGCAACCGUCCUCCCAAGGAGACUAUUCUUCUCGAUGGCUGCGACUACGAGCACUGGCUCAUCGUCAUGGAGUUCCCCGAGAAUCCCAAACCCUCCGAACAACAAAUGGUUGAUGCCUAUGUCAAAACACUAGCUCAAGUUCUUGGAAGUGAGGAAGAGGCUAAGAAGAAGAUAUACUCUGUUUCCACUACUACAUAUACUGGUUUUGGUGCCCUCAUUUCCGAAGAGCUUUCUUACAAAGUUAAAGAGUUACCUGGAGUUCUUUGGGUGCUGCCGGAUUCAUAUCUUGAUGUUCCCAACAAGGACUAUGGAGGUGACUUAUUUGUUGAUGGGAAAGUGAUUCCAAGGCCACAGUAUAGAUAUUCUGAGAGGCAACCAACUAGGAGCAGACCUCGGCCACGGCAUGACAGGCGUCGUGAAACAAUGCAGGUUGAAAGGAGAGACCCUGUUCAAAGACAGGACUGGAACCAAAGUCAAGGAGGACCUAUGCAGCAAUCGAGUCCAAUGAACAGUCAAAACUCUCCGUCUGGUGGACCAAAAUGUUAAACAUGAUCUCUGCUUGACAAAUUUCCCCCAUAUAACUAAGAGAACUUAAGUAGUUGUAGGGGAGAAUUCUGAUUUAAGUUCUGAAUCUGAAGGCAUGUUGUAUGUCCAUGGUUUUUUAUUUGGAAAUGACUCUGCCUGAACUUGGACAUCAUAUGAUUAGAAUCUUUAGUAUCAUUAUGAUGAUGUGAUAUCCAAUUCAGAUUGUACUUAUCUUAGUAUUCAAAUUCUCGCAGUAUGGAUCCUUAGUAAUCUGGUUAUUUUUUUGCCAGAGCCAAAGCAGUUCGCCUUUUGGGAUACUGAUUGUUUUACAUAUUUGUGUCUGUAGCCUUUUUAUCUGGUCAAGUGUGAAAUCCAAGUGUAUAUGUAUCUUGGUGAGUUUUGAUUAUGACUAAGAGGAGUUCUUUGUUUA
Arachis ipaensis is the source of this 1939-nucleotide messenger RNA. NCBI's taxonomy places the organism in Eukaryota, Viridiplantae, Streptophyta, Magnoliopsida, Fabales, Fabaceae. The record is from RefSeq and is a predicted model, not a curated record.